Molecule: messenger RNA, 1176 nt
Organism: Helianthus annuus (common sunflower)
Lineage: Eukaryota; Viridiplantae; Streptophyta; Magnoliopsida; Asterales; Asteraceae
Exons: 1
Coding region: 1-1176 (391 amino acids)
Biological process (GO): proteolysis
Molecular function (GO): aspartic-type endopeptidase activity
Source: RefSeq, a predicted model, not a curated record
AUGCCAGCACCAGACUCUCUGCUCACACCAGAAACCAUUAAUACCACCCAUAACACUACUGAGUUUUUGGCACUCUCCGUUGCCGCCUAUUUUGGCCUUUCAUCUCCCCGCACCCUCCGACUUAUUGGCUUCAUCGAAAAUCAACAGGUCACAAUCUUGGUCGACUCUGGUAGUACCCACAACAUCCUUCAACCAUGUAUUGCGUCACUCCUACGCCUACCGACAACACCCAUUAAACCCUUCUCGGUCAUGGUGGGUAAUGGUGAACAUCUCCAAUGCAAUGGUUUCUUACCUCAGGUGCCGGUCACGUUAAAUAAACAUGUGUUUCACACUCCUUGUUAUGUCUUACCCAUUGAAGGUGCUGACUUGGUUUUGGGUAUGGAAUGGCUCGCAUCUCUCGGACCCGUUAUGGCCGAUUUCUCUAUACCUUCUCUUACCUUCAACAAAGAUGGCCAACAGUGUAUUCUACAAGGUGACUCCUUUAACUCUUUGGUCUCCCCUAGUUCCUUAUCAUCCUUAAUGCGUCACACAUCUGUUGCAUCCCUCCACACGAUGGUUUUUCAACACCAGCCUGGUACCCCACCUUCCAUAACACCACUGACACACCCCAACCCAACCAUCCAACACUUACUACAUACAUAUAGCCAAUUGUUCGAUACCCCUCACGGAUUACCGCCUCCCAGACCACAUGACCACUUCAUUCCCACUCUACCCAACGCCAAACCAGUAAAUGUUCGUCCAUACCGCUACCCCCACUACCAGAAACAAGUGAUGACUGAAUUAAUCACGGAGAUGUUACGCGAGGGAAUCAUCCAACCGAGCCACAGCCCUUACUCAUCUCCCGUCCUUUUGGUCCAGAAAAAGGAUGGGUCCUGGCGCUUUUGUGUCGAUUAUAGAGCCUUCAACGCCAUUACAAUCCGCGAUCGCUUUCCCAUUCCAACCGUUGACGAAUUACUAGAUGAAUUACAUGGUGCAACGAUCUUCUCUAAGAUCGACUUACGAGCAGGUUACCAUCAAAUACGGGUGGCACCUUGUGAUGUCGGUAAAACGGCGUUUCGGACCAUUGACGGGCAUUACGAAUUUUCGGUAAUGCCAUUCGGCCUCACGAAUGCCCCGUCAACCUUUCAAUCAGCUAUGAAUGAUCUCUUCCGUCCAGUUUACGACGUUUUAUCUUAG